GUGAACGUUUUCUUUUUCUCUCCAUCUCCAACAAACAAAAAAUUAUUUUUUGUGCAAGCUAAGCGCUGUAGUGGCUAUUGCGUCUUAACAAUUAAAUUUGCUUGAAAACCAAAGAUAAAAUUUAUAAUUAAUAAAUAAAACAUGUGCAUGAACUCUUGAAAGUAAUAGAAAAAUAACUAAUCACAAUGGUUUCGACGAGACAAAUGAGUAGUAUAGGCAGCAGCAAUAGUGGCGGCGAUGGGUCAGGACCAUCUCACGCGGAACCGGUGACGGUGGCCCGUGUGACACGGCACUCGAGCGCCUUACUCCCCGGGGGCUCCUCUCCACAUGCCGGUUCUUCUAAAAAUACAUUGGCACCGCCACCCAAAGUAUUUACCACUAAUUUCCUUGAUAUGCCUACCGAAGUCGUGGAAAAGAUUUUUCGCAUUUUGGGAUUCAAAGCAGUCGCGCAACUGAGAUUGGUCAAUAGGCAGUUCAAUACAAUUUGCAGUGGUUUAUUAAACUCAACAUUCCAACGUCUACAAAAUCAGAUGCUGCACAGAUUUCAGUCAAUAAAAGCUAAAAUGCCCCGAAGGGAGUCAGCUCGUCGAAGCCAUCCAUUAGCAUGUGAAUCUGAUAUUAUUGAAACAUUACAUAUGAGAUUGAGUCUAUUGCAAAUGACAUUUGGGAAACAUAUUGAGAGAAAACACUGCUGUUUUUUUCCUGGAGAGAUACUGGAUGAAGUGUAUGGCAUUCUAUCAUAUUUGAAAACGGCAACUAAGUUGGCGAGGCCUUAUAAAGUAACGGAUGAGCUGUUUGAUUUAACUACAAUGGCAAUGGAAUAUUUUAAAGAGCACAUUGAACCUAAUUUGCCUGAAAUUACGUACUUUGGUACUGAUUUCUUUGAUAUUACUAAUGCAUUUUCACCUGGUGAGAGUAGCAAGUCGUAUUUGUGCCUGGACUCGCCGCCGCCGAGUGGGUUCGAGGCGCGGUCAGCGGCGCCGGGUGGUAGUAGUGCGGGAGACCGAGACACCUCUGUUAUGAACCCCUAUCUGGAGGAGAGCCUGCCACCCUCGCCGCCGCCGCCGCAGAGUAAUAUGGUGCUCCGGAAACGGAUACAUCGCAUCAAACAGGGCAUGAAAAAGUACAAUGACCAGCUGUCUGCAUUACGCACGGACCUGCGCAGCUGCAAGCGGAAGACCGCCCUCCAGCAGAAGCAGAUCGCAGAGCAACAGAAACAGAUCGCGGAGCAGCAGAAACAGACCCUGGAAUAUGCCAAUCGCCUCGACGACUACGACAAGAAGAAUGAAGAGACAAGUCGGAAGUUUCAGACUUUGUUGCAGGAGUUAAACAAAUGUAAGACGGAGCUGCAGUACUGGAGGUCGCGGUCGCCGGCUGUGCCGCCGCUGUGUGCCGAGUGCGGGGCCUCACUGCGACUCUCACCUGCCGCUUUAGACCAGUGGGCUACCGCGGAGACGGAAACUAAUGAGACAGCAACAGCGGGAGGUAGCAAAGACGCGGCGGUUACACCGGCGUCUACUGAACCCGAACCUGUCACAGAGAUCCCCUUGAAGAACGACCAUAAAUCUGAAGCCAGCAGCGGCGAGGAGAGCACCAACACUCCGCCUACACGCAGGAGGGCCUCCGCAGACGCCACGGCAACACCCGACCGCAAGAAACGUCGUCUUACCCGCCCAAGGAAACUUUAAACAGAGGUAAUUUCUACCUAUAGAUAUAAAACCUAUUCCGGACCACAAUAUUACGGUGAAAAAGUGUCCGGAAGCCCUUUGUUGGGGUAAGAUCACUCAGUGAAGUCAUUUACAAUACAGAAAAUUUAGAUAAUCGACUUUCGAUUAGAAGUCAAACUUGUAUGAGACACUCCAUCUAUAGGUUAUAUAUUUAUGCUCGCUCUGGUAUACUGCUGUUUUGAUCAUCCUGUAUACCAAAUACUUUACAGCGAUUUUAACUACACAUGUGGAAAAGUUAGUUCCGUAUCAAUUUGUAAAGUAUAAAUUUUUUCCGUUUGAAAUU
This is a messenger RNA of Papilio machaon (common yellow swallowtail), 2010 nucleotides long. It is a transcript of the gene dmpd, whose product is annotated as F-box only protein 28. Gene Ontology annotation, cellular component: nucleus. The coding region runs from base 186 to 1688 and encodes 500 amino acids. Lineage: Eukaryota; Metazoa; Arthropoda; Insecta; Lepidoptera; Papilionidae. The transcript is spliced from 8 exons. Gene Ontology annotation, molecular function: transcription coactivator activity; protein binding. The record is from RefSeq and is a predicted model, not a curated record. Gene Ontology annotation, biological process: positive regulation of DNA-templated transcription.